Messenger RNA from Spodoptera frugiperda (fall armyworm), 2430 nucleotides. It is a transcript of the gene itg, whose product is annotated as ITG-like peptide. NCBI's taxonomy places the organism in Eukaryota, Metazoa, Arthropoda, Insecta, Lepidoptera, Noctuidae. The transcript is spliced from 6 exons. The coding region runs from base 143 to 799 and encodes 218 amino acids. The record is from RefSeq and is a predicted model, not a curated record.
AAAAAAAAACGCAAAAUUUUCACGAACAAAGUCGCACAGCUUUACCCGCCCACCUGACCGCACCCUCUGCCCACCCCAUCAUGCGCAGUGAGAUGCCCGGUAUGGAUCGCCAGUUCUACACGGGACGCCGACAAGACCAGUCAUGCAUCGCACCACGGUAGCCAUUAGCGCGGUGCUGGUGCUGAGCGUGGCCGGCGCUGCCCACGCGUGGGGCGGCCUCUUCAACCGGUUCAGCUCCGAUAUGCUGGCCAACCUGGGCUAUGGGCGGUCACCCUACCGCCACUAUCCUUAUGGACAGGAGCCUGAAGAAGUGUACGCGGAGGCGCUGGAAGGCAACCGCAUCGAUGACGUCAUCGAUGAGCCGGCGCACUGCUACAGCGCUCCCUGUACCACCAACGGGGAUUGCUGCCGCGGCCUGCUGUGCUUAGACACAGAGGACGGAGGGCGCUGCCUGCCGGCGUUCGCGGGGAGGAAACUUGGCGAGAUCUGCAACCGAGAGAACCAAUGUGAUGCUGGACUGGUCUGCGAGGAAGUUGUACCUGGCGAGAUGCACGUCUGCCGACCCCCAUCAGCUGGCCGCAAGCAAUACAAUGAGGACUGCAACUCUUCAAGCGAAUGUGACGUCACUCGAGGACUCUGCUGCAUCAUGCAACGGCGACACCGACAGAAGCCUAGGAAGAGCUGCGGAUAUUUCAAGGAGCCCCUUGUCUGCAUCGGUCCAGUGGCCACUGACCAGAUCCGAGAGUUCGUCCAGCACACCGCCGGCGAAAAACGCAUUGGCGUUUACCGACUUCAUUAAUUUACCACACAUUACGCCGUUGCGUAAAAUCGUGAAUUGUCAGCGGUAAAAUUUUGAAUUUUAUUUAUUUAUUUCAACAAUGAAUAUUGGCUGGAGUUUCUUGAUCUUUUUAUUUGUUUGUGAAUUAUUUUUAAAAUAUUUUAAGGUUGUUUUAAAAUUAAUGUUUGAAUUAAACAUUUUACAAUUUUACGCAGUGGUAAAAUCAAAUGAAUCGUUUUUACUAAUAAAAAUUAAUGCAAAGCAAACACCUGUAUGAUUUGCAAAAUAAAAUAUUAAAUUACAAAAUUAUUACUUUUCAAAUUUUUAUUAGUAAAAAAGAUUUUUUAAUCUUUUACGAGUUUCUCCAUCGCUACCAACUGUUACUCGUCUUUUAAGUAAAUCUUAUUAACAACAUAUUUUGUAAUUACGCUCAGAAAAAACUAAUAAUGAAAUAAAAUAUUUAUCUUUUAUUCCGAUAUUUAUCUUUUAUUUCAUUAAUUCCGGUAAAAGAUAAAUGAAUAACUCAUCUAUAUGAAAUUUAUAUUACGUUUGUGCGCGUAAUUACGAAAUAAAAGGUAAAAAAAGGAAAAUGGAGAAAGAAAAAAAAACAUGAAAUUUCGCUUCGAAAAACGGUCAACCGAUACGCUACGUUUUAUUUGUAAAAAAGAUGCUUCGAAAAAAAAAAUAUAAAAAAGAAAGAUAGGCAAGGCUAAAACAUAUCAUUUUUAGUUUUUAAUUUUAUUAAGUAGAAUUAGAUGUACGAGAAAAAAAUAUUAAUGUUUCUAUAUCAUAAAAUACUUAUGAAUGUUAUUUAAAAAUUAGAUUUUACGGCGACAAGUAGUUGCGUCUCAUAAUUAUUAAAAAAAAUACAAUUUUAAAGUAUUUAAUCUCUUAAUAUUACGAAUAGAUUUAAAAAUAUAAUUAAUUAUUAAGUCUUCAAUGAAACAAAUACAUAUCUUACUGGCUGAGGCAUUUAGUUAAUAUCGAUGUUAAAAUUAAUGAAAAAAAUACUCUAUUAUUAUAUAAAUACAUAUCAUAAUCGUAUGGCUAGAUGUAAUCUAGGUAAAGUAAGGAGUAUAAUUUAAUUUUUUCGCUUAUAUUCUAGUCAAACUAUCGUACUAUGUUAGGUGCCUAGGUGAUACAUAUCAAGUGUGAAAAUAAUUUGUGUUUCUAUUUAUAAUUAAAAAAGUAUAAAAAAUCUAAUUGUUAUCACAUUUUUAUCGUAUACUCACUGUUUUUCAAUCCAUACGUUGGUUAAUUAUUGAUGUUCUUUCGUAAAAAUAAUAAUAAUAAAGAAAAAGAUAAACUAUUAAUUUAUCUUUUCUAAAUUAUUAAUUUAUCUUUUUUCGACUUUUAAAAAAAGGAAAAAAUAAGUACCUAAAUAGCCUAAAUACUGUGAUGUGUCGCCCCUAUUUUACGAAAAUUUAUGGACAAAAAGAUUUAUGAAUAAUAUAUUUUAUUGUCGAGAUUUAAUCUUUUUCUCUGAAUAAUAAAUUUAUGAAUGUUAAAGAUAUUGGAUAUCUUCUUAUAUAGUUUUCUGUUAAGGCCUAACAAUGCUAUGUACUACCGUUGUUACUCUACAUAAGACUACAUUAUAUGUACCUUGUGAAUUAAAUUAAAUAUGUGUUAAAUUAUAUAAAUUAUGUCUGCAA